CCCUAAUACAAUUUUAUUAUCAUUAUUUUAAUUAUCAUAAUAAUUGUUGUAAUUCAACAAUGCAAAUGUACACAUAACAAGGCACUUUCAACCCUAACAUCACUUUCUGGUUGAGCAAGGAACAAUAAAUAUACUAUAUACUAAUAAUACGUUUUAUCUAACAAAAUCUAACAAAUAAUCGGAAUAAAUAAAUGAAACAGAGAAUAAAAUCCCUUACGUCAGUGUUGCAGCAUCAUCCAGUCGCACCUCCUCCCCCGUGUCCCUGUGUUCAGAGCUGCAGCGCCCCCAGCAGGUGAGCGGAGGUGUUGCAGUGGCGCUGACAGGAGAUCACAGCCAGUCGUCCCCAUAGAGACAGGCUCCGACAACAGGGCUGCCGGGCCACCGCUACACCCGCUAGUCCUCUCCGAGAGGCGAUGGCAGCCUCGAUAUGAAGCAGCCGGCGGUUGGACGUUCGUAAUAUCCUCGAAAACGGACCUGUGCGCGGCUGCCAAACAGAUUUUUAUUUGUAUCACUGGAUUAACGACCGACCCAUCAGCCUGCCAGCCGCGGCUUUUAUCCUGAGAGGGCCGGAGAUUUGUGUCGCUGGGCGGGGAGGAGUCCUCCGUUAUUCCUCCGUGUGGUAGCUGAAGAAAGGGGCCGGCAGCAUGUUCUAACAGCGCCUCCAUCUCACACGUAAAGCUGUGGAGAGGAGCCGAUGCAGUCUUGAGAGGAUGGAUGUGGAGGGGAGUGCUGGCAGGGACAGCACCUGGAGGAGAGCGGCAGCGGAUGAUGCCGGUGGAGGUGCAGGAGGAGGAGGUGGAGGAGCAGGCAUGGAGGCUCAGGUGGUACCGCUGGAGCUGUACGACUCUGCAAGAGCCAAAAUAGACGCAAAUCUCCGCUGGUUGUUUGCCAAAGCUUAUGGCAUAGAUCACAUCCCUGCAGACCUGCGGGACCCCUUCUAUACCGACCAGUAUGAGCAGGAACACAUCAAGCCCCCCAUCCUCCAUCUGCUGCUGUCUGGGGAGCUGUACUGCCGGGUGUGUGGGCUCAUCCUGCACGCUGAGCAGGCCGCCUCGCUCCAGAGCCACCAGUCUGUCAUCCAGGCCCUGUCCAGGAAAGGCAUCUACGUCCUGCAGACAGACAACACCCCAGUCUCUGAUGUGGACCUCAGCUCAGCUCCCAUCAAGAUGAGCUCCCACAUCCAUCUUAUCGAUGCCCUGAUGAUGGCCUAUAUAGUGGAGAUGAUCAGCAUAGAGAAGGUGGUGUCUGGCGUCAAACGUUUCUCCAACUUCAGUGCCUCCAAGGAGCUGCCUUUUGACCUGGAGGACGCGAUGGUCUUUUGGAUCAACAAGGUGAACAUAAAGAUGAGGGAGAUAGUGGAAAAAGAGCUGAAAAUGAAGCAACAUCUGCUGGAGUCACCCAGUCAUCCGAAGCCUGAUAUAUUGCAUGCUCUGGCCCACUGCUUAUUGGAGCCUGCGGAGUUCUCUCGCGUGGUGCGUUACCGCAGAGAUCACCUGUCGGGUCGGACACUUCAGCACUUCCCUUUAUUGGACGACCUGUUGAAGGACGUGUCUGACGGCACAGCUCUGCUGGCUGUGAUCCACUUCUACUGCCCAGAACUCAUUAGACUGGAAGAUAUCUGUCUGAAGGAGGUUCCAUCCAUAGCAGACAGUGUGUACAACAUCCAGCUUAUAAAGGAGUUUUCCAACGAAUACCUGAACAAAUGUUUCUAUCUGAAGCCAGAAGACUUGUUGUAUUCUCCGCCAGUAUUAAAGAAUAAUGUGAUGGUCUUCGUUGCUGAACUCUUCUGGUGGUUUGAGAGUGUGAAGCCAGAUUUUGUACAGCCCAGGGACCUUCAGGAAAUCAGAGAUGUGAGAUUGUUGCUGCAGCCUAAGAGUUCCAGACCCCAUGUUCCCAUCUCCAACGUCACCAAACGUAGUUUCAUGACAUCAUCAAACUCUGCCGACACCUUGUCCACACCUCAGAGCCCGGACCUCAGCACUAAACAGAGCUCAUUAAGUCCGUCUCACUCUUUACUGCCCCUGAGACAGAGGCAGCAGAAUGUGGCUGAGGAGAGCACUUCAGAGCUGAGAAAUCGGUCCAACUCUGUGACAUGUCCAGAUGGACUGCAUCAGGGCUCGAUACUGGCCUGGCCAGAGAGGAGACCAGAGAGGAGACCGAGGCCUGUAUCCCAGCCGGUGCCCUACGCCCUGCAUUGCCCCCUGGAGGAUGAUGCAGACAGUAUCAGCCUUGCCCGCUCCAUCAGCAAAGACAGCCUGGCCUCCAACAUAAUGUGCAUCACUCCCAAACACAUGCUGGGGUCGGGGCCUCAGCUGUCUCAACACAGACUCAGUGGUCAAAGCUUGCUUAGCCACAUGCGCAUAGAGGAUGAGGAGGAGGAAAUAGAAGAGGAGGAGCUGGUUGCUGUAAUCCACCCCUCUGCAUUUUCUCGACGGCGACUUGGGAGUGACAUGGAGCAGGAUGAGCUGGAAAUCCAGAGUGCAGCCCCCACUUCAAGGGUUGCUAAACCUCGUUGUUCUCCCCGCUUUGACAUGGGUCCCUUUAUUCCAGACCACCAGGCAGACAGCUACUAUCUGGAGCCUUUGAUGCCUGCCAUCUCUAAGCCAGCCAAAGAGAAGAGCAUCAGCCUGAACAAGGAGGAGGAGAGUGGUGAGAGUCGCUUUAGAACAGCAUCAGCUGUGAGGAAAGCAGCUCCCAAUCUCCCAAGCACCUCACAGAGGAAAGAGUUAAACAGAAGUACCUUUACACCUAUACCGGCGGUAGAAUCAGCCCCGAGCUCUCUCAGACCACCCACAGAGGGGUCGAUAGGCAUCUCUCAGUCUGGGAACAAACAGCCCCAUGGCUUUUUCCUUCAUUCCUUCAUUCCUUCCUCAUCAGGAGAACCCGGGUGCCCCAGCCCUUUCUCUACUGUGGUGGAAGUAGCAGACUCUGAUUCUGACAUUGCAGAUCUUGAGGAGGACGAGGAGGACGACGAUCAAAUGGAGCUGACUAAAGAUGUGGUGAAUAGAGGGAGGGGAAAAUAUUUUGAGGAUGAAGAGGAGUGUGAAUUUGGAGAGGCGGAGGUUGAGUCAGUCAAACUAAGAGAAGACUUGAAGGUCAGUGAGCGGGACGAUAAGGAGGACUGUAGUGGACGCUCAAGCCCUUGCCCCAGUACAAUAUCGUGGGCGAGUAGCUGCAGCGCUUCAGGCAGCACCAGUGUCAAAAUGACCAGCUUUGCAGAGCGAAAGCUCCUUAAACUUGGCCUCCGCGAUGGAUUCUCAAGCACCAGCAGCUCUCAGAAGACCACACCAGAUGGCUCUGAGGUUGCACCCUGUCCGCCCUGGCAACUGAGAAGUGACUGCACCUCAGGCUGGAUGGGGAAGGAGCCUAUUUCUGUGUUGGGGAAGACUAUGGCGGUGAGUCCCUCAGUUGUGCCUUCAGAGCUGCUGCAACUUCACAUGCAGCUGGAAGAGCAAAGGCGUGCUAUUGAGUAUCAGAAGAAGAAGAUGGAGACGCUAUCAGCACGGCAGCGGCUGAAGCUAGGGAAAGCUGCAUUCUUGAACAUUGUGAAGAAGGGUGGAGGGAAGAGCGACACACUUCCCCUGCCCCUGAGACACUCAGAAUCUGCCGAACUAGCUGGCAGGAGUAGAGUGAAGAUCCAGUCCUGCAAGGACGACUCCUGUCUUGAUGCUCUGAAGGUCCAGGCAAAGGCAGGUCAAACAGAGGGAGGACAGAUGAAAGGAGACAACAGGUCGCAGGAUAGUGGGGCUGAACCUGACUUGAAUGAGUGCUCCCACUCCAUAGAUCUUCUAAAUGAAGCUAUAAGUUCCAUUCAGCAACAGAUGAUGCAGCUCUCUUUUCAGCAAGACCUGCUGAUGAAGCGUGUGGUGUCACCUCCAGAGCAUGUGGUGUCCCCCCCAGAGCGCGUGGUGUCACCUCCAGAGCGCGUGGUGCCACCUCCAGAGCGCGUGGUGCCACCUCCAGAGCGCGUGGUGCCACCUCCAGAGCGCGUGGUGCCACCUCCAGAGCGCGUGGUGCCACCUCCAGAGCGCGUGGUGUCACCUCCAGAGCGCGUGGUGUCACCUCCAGAGCACAUGGUGUCACCUCCAGAGCGUGUAGAAUCAGGCCAGAGCACAACCCCCGACACAACGCAAUCGUCAUCCUCUACCUCGGAUUCCAGAUCCUUUGCGGUUCACUUUGUGGACAUCAGCGGCAGCAGCUCUGCCCCUGCUCGCCGUCCUCCCAAGCUGAGCUCAAGCCAACGCAGAAAGGCCUCAGAGCAAAAACAGAGUAGAGAGAAUAGCAAGAUGACUCCCAUCAAGGCUAAUACUCAGUCUUCUCAAGACACCUCUGACGGAGACCAGAAGACAGGGAGUAUUUCCAGGAAAGAGAGAAACAUUCAGAGAAACACCACCUUCAGAGUCCGAGAUGACCUCAACUUUUCAGACAAAUCGCAAUCAGAGGACGCACAAGUCAUCUCCAGUAGAUCAACGUCUCCCUCGCAGGCUUUGGAACAAGAGGACAAUGUUGCCAACUCAGGGAAAGAGGCUUCGGUUGGAGAUGAGAAUACCAGGGCCAAAGGUCAACUGAUCGAGGUCGACCUAUCAGAGCUGAAGAAUGGAAGUGCAGACGGCACGGCAGAGGGCGAGCAGAGGAAUGCACUAGGCUUCUUCUUCAAGGAUGACGAAAAAGCAGAGGACGAAAUGGCAAAGCGUCGCGCUGCCUUCCUCCUCAAACAGCAGCGCAAAGCUGAAGAGACGAGACUCCGCAAACAACAACAAGAAGCCGAUGUUGAGCUCAAACGCGACGAGGCCAGGCGUAAGGCAGAAGAAGAUCGCAUCCGUAAGGAGGAGGAGAAGGCGCGGCGGGAGCUUAUUAAGCAGGAAUACCUGCGGAGGAAGCAGCAAGCAUUGAUGGAAGAGCAAGGUCUGGUCAAGCCUCGUCCACGGACUAAAUCCCGCAGGAGCAGACCUAAAUCCCUGCACCGCGAGGAGUCCAACAGCCUCUCCAAAGGCUCCACCACACGUAAUUCUCUGAAGGUGUCCAUGCUGUUCAAAGCGAAGGGCUCAGCAGCAGACAGCAUGGGAGCUGAUCUGAGCUACAGUCAUCGAGGAUCGACGCUCUCUUUGGCGACCGAGGCAGACAGUGUCAUCUCUGGAGGGGCAGAGUCACAUAGGGCUGGAUCUGUGUGCUCUAUGGAGUCAUUCCCUAUGCUGAGCAGGGCGUCCAGCAGGAACAUGGAGCGGGACUGGGAGAACGGCUCUAUAGCCUCAUCCAUCACUUCGAUGGAGUACAAUGGCCCAAAACUCUUCAAGGAGCCGAGCUCCAAGUCCAACAAGCCAAUCAUCAUCAAUGCCAUCGCUCACUGUUGUCUUGCUGGAAAGGUUAAUGAGGGCCAGAAGAAUGCUGUUAUUGAGGAGCUGGAAAAGUGUGAGUCCAAUCACCUGAUCAUCCUCUUCCGUGACGGUGGGUGCCAGUUCCGCGGCAUUUACUCUUACUCGCCUGACACCGAGGAAAUCGCCAAGUUCACGGGGACAGGGCCGCGCAAUAUCAGCCGGAAAAUGAUCGACAAGGUCUACAAGUACAACUCGGACCGCAAGCAGUUCACAGUCAUCCCUGCCAAGUCUGUGUCGGUCAGCGUGGACGCCCUGACCAUCCACAAUCACCUCUGGCAGGUCAAGAGACCAGGAAGUGCACGGAGGAAGUGAAAAAGAGAGGGAGAAAUGAGGGAGAAACAACACUUGCUAUAGUUUCUGUUCUAUCUACUACUGUUGGGCAGGACCCAAUAAUGUCUGAGAUGACUGGUGUGUCAUUAUGAAGGCGUUUAGAGGACGCACAAGGACGCUAAUUAAUGAAGAUGUCAGUACGAAGCAGUGCGAUAAUGAGAAACACCUGCCAACUGAAUGCUCUGAUGUUUUUUUUUUGGUUUCUUUUUGUCUCGUUAGCUUUUUAUUCUGCAUGACACAGUUUUAUGUUUUAAUUUGUAGGCACAUCCUACGAUAAUUAGACACUACUGAUGAUGGACUGAUUCGUAUGUAGCAGUGACACUGAGACGGACACUGAAUCUACUGACAGUAGCGAGCGUACUACUGCUUCCAAGUGCAACUACAGACAGACAGGCAGUGGUGAACAUUCACUUGAUGAUGUUUUGUAAAGUUAAAGUAACGUCAGCUUGGCAAAAAAUACCCAACUGCUGUGAUUAAUCCAGGCUCCACAUACAGAGCCCCUCUUACACACCAGUCACUUCUACUGGUCAGUGCUUCUCUGAAGACGGAGCUUUGAUUGAACACAUUUUUUUAAAUGUAAGUAUGGAAUGGAUGUUAGUGAGUGGUAUUGUCCAGUGUUGUUUUCUAUUUAGUGUGUUUGGGGGAAGUGUGUGAGUCUUCGUGUUCGGGGGACGGGAGAGCUGAACGCACUGCUGGUGCAUCGUGCUCUGAAUGUGUUUUUCUCCUUAUGCUUUAAAACUUCUGUCACGCAACAGAACAACGGAGCAAAGCAACAAAACUAUUUUUCUUUUCUUCUUUUUAGUCUGGGAGCUGCUGUCACAGUGGACGAGAAAUAAUGUUUUUACAGUGGGGGAAAUUAUACUAGUAUUUAUUCCAUACAGGAAGCGCUUUUGAGACUCAGUGCAUUAUACAUUUUCAGUACUGAUUAUAUUGUAUUUACAAUAUCCUGUAUGAGCCAUCUGAGAUCCCUGACUGGCUCACAUCGCUGAACCAAAAUGAACUGAGCUAUGCCACUGAGCUGUUCGCUGCUCUUCUCACAGGACUCUGGUGAGACGUAUGAUUUUAAUGUAGCUUCUGGCGCUCAGCACUAGUAAUUUCCCUGUAAUGACUGACUGUGAGCAGCCGGCGUAACGUCGAGGGGGGGGAAACUGCACAAUACUUGAUAUUUGUUUGCUGCAUUUUGUACAUUUUUGAGUAGUAUUUUUUGUACGCUACGUACAAGUUAUGUUUACUAAAAAAAAAAGCAGGCACUAUUUUGAGGUUUAUUCCGUUACAGGCUUUCAGAGACGUUAUGAGUCUUAUCUCAUUGUGUUACAUGUUUAUUUAUUUUGAAGAGAUAUAAUAAAAUGCAACUAGGUAUGUUUUCUGAUCAAA
Molecule: messenger RNA, 7079 nt
Organism: Acanthopagrus latus (yellowfin seabream)
Lineage: Eukaryota; Metazoa; Chordata; Actinopteri; Spariformes; Sparidae
Product: calmodulin-regulated spectrin-associated protein 1-B-like
Exons: 20
Coding region: 711-5687 (1658 amino acids)
Biological process (GO): negative regulation of microtubule depolymerization; neuron projection development; cytoplasmic microtubule organization
Cellular component (GO): microtubule minus-end
Molecular function (GO): spectrin binding; calmodulin binding; microtubule minus-end binding
Source: RefSeq, a predicted model, not a curated record